GAGUUUGGAGGAGCACGUGAAGGCAGCAGCAACGAUUAACCGCCCCCACUGCUGCCGAACAGGAGCUAUGAAGAAGCAGCCGGUGCUACAGUCUGUGGGCUAAGUUUGUCCGCCCUGGCUUUUUUUCGCUAUUCAACGGGGCUUUGUUUCAUUGAUGAACAAGACCGUCGGUUUCGUAUACAAUUCACAACAGAAGUAGAGGCGUUAGAAACGGUCAAGCACGUUCUUAACACUUUGGAUAAUUUGUAGAGAGACAAAAAGAAGAAGAGGGGAAGUGCGACGGAGUGGACAAAGUUGACACUUCGCUGUCAUGUUUGGUACUGUAGCUACUUGUUGAAUAGGCUGUGUGUAACUUUACAUACACAACACUGGAGCCUGUGUGUGCAACGUGCCGGGGAACAGGGUCUUCUGUAUCACCAUGAGGCUGUGACACAACCGGGACAAUGAUGGCAGAGCUGGAAAUUGACCAGUCCAACCUUCCACGUGUCCGAGAAGUGUGCGAGUGUUUUGCUGUGCUGGAGGAUGGAGUGUUGGCACACAACCUGCAGGAACAGGAGAUCGAGCAAUACUAUACCACCAACAUCCAGAAGAACCAGCUAGUGCAGAAUGACAUCCGUGUAGCGAAAAGGCUGCAGGAUGAGGAGGAAGAGGAGCAGGCCCAGCAGAGCACCCUCCUCAGACAGGCCUCCAGACAACUAGAGGAGGAAGACUUUGAAUAUGCCCGUGUAAUUCAGGAGGAGAUCCAGCGUUGUGCCGAGGAGGCCCGGAGGAGGGAGCAGGAAGAUGAGGAAAUAGCUAAACGAAUGCAGGAAGAGGAGGAGCAGAGAAUCAUGAGGAGGAGCCAUAGUGAAGGCAGCGCCAGGGAGCCUGCCCUGCCAUCCCCACUCAGCAGCAGCCUUCACCAACGAGAGAAGCAGUACCCUUCUACCACCACCAGGUGGCAAUGGCCUACUUCUCACAACCAUUCAGACUUAACAAGGCCUCAGGCUGACUCCCCCAGGGGGGUAGCAGCUCAGAGAAACACAAGUGCAUGGUCAAAUCAAGGACACACAGAUUCCAUAAGGGAAAUCAGGAGUGAAUUGGGAGAGCGUUUGAGUGAGGAUUCAGAGGACUCGGACACGGUUUUCUCUGAACAGCUCUCUAUCAGGUCCCAGAGACUGAAUGAAAGGCUCAACACAGCACCUCCUCGGCGCCAGGCAUCUUUACAUCAGCCGCAAGAGAGAAACUACACAGGUGUUAGCUCUCGCAGCAGCUUUACAGAGGAGAGAGGAGAGUGGAAUGAGGACUUUUAUGAAAAUGGGGACUUAGAGAGGAGGAAGCCUAGGAAUUGGGAUCAGGAAAGGAACCAUGGAGAGGAGUAUCAGGGUUUGCACAGGAACAGAGAUCAGGAUAGAGACCGGAGGUUAGUUGAAGUAAGAGAAAGGCGAUGUAGUCGUAGUGAAUCUGUCAGGCUACCUGACAGGAGUAAACACAGCAACAGAGACUUGGCGCGGACCUGGAGCUAUAAGGACAACCCCGACAAGCAUGUCCAUUUUCAGGACCACACCAGGAGCUCUAACAGGCAACAGGGGGAAACCACACGAGUCUGGGAGAUGCUGGGCCAGGUCCUCAGAGAGAGGGGCGUGCCUGUGAGGUUUGGCGUCAACGGGGCACCACUACAAAUAAGGCCUCAAAGCAGAGACAGCCAGGUGCUUCAUGGGAGUGAGGUCUCCUGCAGCGACUCCCAACCACAUCAGAGGGUCUUCCAGAGAGCUGCCACCACCAGGCACAGUUUCCAUGGAGACAUCAGGGAGAGGAGGAGACUGUCAUACCAAGAGAACAGUAGGAGAGAUCACAGAGAAGACGGAGACGGGCACCGUAAUAAUGUGGAGCGUGAUGGCAAGGUUGAUGAGAUGAAUAGAGACCUGUAUCUUGCUAACAGAGACGGGGGAGGCAGUAGAAGGUGGAGAGGGCACAGGUACACUAACGAUGACGAGAGGGAGAGGAAUGCGAAUCAUUGCAGGGUCAAGAGGACAACAAGAGAACGCAGGCAUUGGCACCAGAAGAACAUAGAAGAAAGGUUAAGCUCAGAGGAGGAGCAGGAGGCGGAGAGGAGAGUAGAGCUGCCCCAUCGAAAAGCCCCACAGCGUAGCCAAAGCCUCAGCAGCAGAAGCCGCAGGGCUUCAACCAGGGAUAGGUCAAGGCGCCUGGCAGCAGGAGCGUCACUGCAACCAGAGCCAGGCGAGACAAGCCUGGACCUGGGGGAGCUGCGGCAGGUCCUGCAGGAUGAGGAACUGGCUCACAAGCUGCAGGAGGAAGAGGAAAAGCUGUUGAGGAGGAACUCUCGGCCCUCGCCAUGCAGUUCUUACCCAGAGGGAGACUUCAGAGUAGCACAAGUGGCGCAGGAUGAGGAAAUUGCACGCUUUAUGCAGAAGCAGGAAAUUAAGUCAAAGCGAAGAUCUCGUGAGCUAGAAGGGCCGGCAUCGUGGCGCGAGCACAGAGCGAUGAUCAGUCAUCAUGACCGACGGGCUGCAGGAGACCAACCGGUCCAACGAGAGAGGCUUGACUCAGAGGGACUUCCUUCCCCCACUGAGGAGUGCUCCCCAGAGAACCAGCCACCCAGCCCAUUCUCCACUAUGCCACAAGCCCAGCAGAUCAGAAACAUUGCGGAGGAGCUGGACCCGACCUUCCAGGCCAGAAGGGAAAGCACAGAGGGCCUCCGAGUGGGACAAGCAGGUCCAGCCUGUGAGACCCUUCCCAUGCCACAUUCUGGCUUGCAUGACUUACUCGAGGAGCCUACUUUCAUCCCACCCACAAAACGGCAAAUGGACAAAUCAGGACGCACUAAACUCAAAGAGAAGAAGGAAAAUUGCAAGCAACAAUAAUUUUCCACACAUUGUGCUGUUGGAGUGCAUCACAUCUAUAUAUUUUAUAACACUAAAUAUAAGUUCAGCUACAGAGCUCUUAUUAGUUUAAGAUUACAAGAAUAUAGUUCUCUCUACCAGCCACCCCUACUAGCACUUUAGACCAGUGGAACAGAGUGAAUUGAGAGAAGUGACAUUUUAUAUUUCUUCAUGAAGUGAAUAAUGACAACACUUUGGACUCAUGCCUUUUUAUAAUUUUCAAAGGGAAGUUGUUGAAAUCUUCACUGUUAAUUAUAUUUUUAUUAUAUUUGAAACUUUUUAUGUUUGUUUUUAUUUAGUUGAUGUGUCAAGAGUCCAUCCAUUAUCUAUAAUCGCUUCAUGUUAUUUCAUUUGACAUUUUGGAUGCUCUUUGGUGGAGGCACGGUGGUGCAGUGGUUAGCACUGAUGCCCCACAGCAUUAAGGGAAGUAAAACCAAAGCUGUAGGGUGGGGGCAAUCAAAAAUGUCAAAUGACAAAACAAAAAGUUAUUUUGAUUACCUUUUAACCCUGACGUGGUUUUAGGACAAGCUACUUUAAGACAUCCACUUUCAGAGUGGCUAUCAACUUAGUUUCAAAGCAGUUUGGCAGGGCUCCAGCAAUGUUUACAAUGGUACAAUGACAAUCACAUUAACUUGUUUUAACCUUAUUAAAUGGAAAUCCCAUUUGAAAAAACAUAUUGCAACAAUCCUCAACGUAUGUUCAAUUGUUUGAGUGUCAUAUCCAGAUAUUAAUAAACCUCUGGGAGCAGUAUAUGUAACAAACUAAUCUAAGAUCAAAGAUCCACUUACAGUACUAGCUUUUUGGAGGUUUCAACUGCAUCUCAGUCAUUUUAGGUCUCCCCCUAUAUACAACAACUUAUCACAUGACUACAUUCCCAUACAUGGGUCACAUGACGACACCUGAACCAUCCCCAUUCGCUGACUGAAGACCGAUGCAGUUGAAAAAGCUUCAAUAAACUUGUAAGUGGACCUUUUUAAACUUACAUUACUUGAUCCAUACCCAACUGAUGUUUAUGUAUUUUUUGCCAGGUGGGCUUUUAUCAAUCAGUACCAUUAUCCAUUUUACAGAAUACUAAAAAAAACCUUAUUUUUACGCACAUAUAACCAGUUAUUGGUCUCACUUGUUGUCUUUGUUUUUUUUUUUUUUUUUAUGUUCCUAUUACUCCCACAUUUUAAACCUCCUUUUGUUGUUUCGUUUGUUUUUUACAGAUGAAAUAUGCCACUGCAGGUGGACCACUAUGAAUGCAAUUGUUCUGUAUGAAAGUACAACAAAUAAAAUAUAAUCACAUUUUUA
Molecule: messenger RNA, 4175 nt
Organism: Perca fluviatilis (European perch)
Lineage: Eukaryota; Metazoa; Chordata; Actinopteri; Perciformes; Percidae
Gene: ccdc187
Product: coiled-coil domain containing 187
Exons: 13
Coding region: 444-2864 (806 amino acids)
Source: RefSeq, a predicted model, not a curated record